AUGUACCAUCUCGCCAAGUCGCUGUAUCUGCUCGCGCGGCGGCAGGAGGAAUACUCUGUGAUCCUCCUGGGGCUGGACAAUGCGGGCAAGACGACAUUCCACGAGCAGGCCAAAUCGCUCUUCCUAGCCGAGCACCCAGACCCCAAGCUCAAGACCGUGCCGACCGUAGGCCAGAACGUGUCCACUCUCACCCUGCCCGACAUGUACCUCAAGAUUUGGGACGUGGGCGGCCAGAUGACCCUUCGCAAGCUGUGGCAGAGCUACUACGCCAGCUGCCACGCCAUCGUCUUCAUCAUCGACAGCACCGAUAUCGGGGACGGAUCACUCGAGCACGACGGUUCCGGCCGCCUUGAUGAGUGUCGCCUCGUGCUCGAGGAUGUGCUGCAGAAUUCCGAGACGGAGGGCGUGCCGCUUUUGAUAUUGGCGAAUAAGCAGGAUCGCGAGGAUUGCGUCGAGGUCGUGCGCAUAAAGGAGGGCUUGGUGAAGAAGGUGUUCGAGGGCGAGAAGGCGUCGAGUAUACGCGAUUCCCGGGUGCUGCCGGUGAGCGCUCUGACGGGCACAGGUGUGAGGGAAGCGAUUGAUUGGGUUAGGUCGAGGGUUAAAUGGAAUAAAGAGUCAAGACCGCCAGUGAUGCGGUGA
Daldinia childiae is the source of this 639-nucleotide messenger RNA. Its product is annotated as ADP-ribosylation factor-like protein 3. The transcript has a single exon. NCBI's taxonomy places the organism in Eukaryota, Fungi, Ascomycota, Sordariomycetes, Xylariales, Hypoxylaceae. Gene Ontology annotation, cellular component: Golgi apparatus. The record is from RefSeq and is a predicted model, not a curated record. Gene Ontology annotation, molecular function: GTPase activity; GTP binding. The coding region runs from base 1 to 639 and encodes 212 amino acids. Gene Ontology annotation, biological process: intracellular protein transport; Golgi to plasma membrane protein transport; protein localization to organelle.